AUGGACAACAACCAUGGACCCUCCAAGUCACGAGGUCGUCACUCCACCAGAAGCAAGUUCGUGGGCGUGAGACAGAGGCCCUCGGGCAAAUGGGUCGCAGAGAUCAAGAACACAAGUCAAAAGAUCAGGAUGUGGUUGGGGACAUUUGACACGGCUGAAGAGGCCGCUCGAGCCUAUGAUGAGGCGGCCUGCCUCCUUCGCGGCUCAAAUGCGAGGACCAACUUCUUCAACAGCAUUCCCUGCAACCCCGCGCUCUCUUUGAAAAUAAGAAACCUUUUCAACCAGAAGAAAGGCCUAACCAACAAUCAAAAAACCCACACCGUUUCUUCUAGUAUUUCCCAAACUAGUAGUACAAUUCCUACUCGUAGUGACGACAACAUUAGUGUCUUGAAUCCAGCGUACUGCGAGGAUGCUAACAAGCCACGUCCGAGCUGCUUCGUGGGAGGAAAUGAAGCGCCUCGUUGCAGCUACUUGGAUCAAGCUUCUGCAUAUGUGAUGGAGCAUCAUCAACAAGAAGGUUUCUAUUUCCAAAAGGGAGAGAAUGAGGGACAGUUUUCGGAUUUCGAACUGAUGAAUGAGUGCAAUGAUCCUUCCUGGGAUGUUCCUAGUCUAUGCCAAAUAUUCUGUUAA
Messenger RNA from Salvia splendens (bonfire salvia), 630 nucleotides. Its product is annotated as ethylene-responsive transcription factor ERN1. Gene Ontology annotation, biological process: regulation of DNA-templated transcription. The transcript has a single exon. Gene Ontology annotation, molecular function: DNA-binding transcription factor activity; DNA binding. NCBI's taxonomy places the organism in Eukaryota, Viridiplantae, Streptophyta, Magnoliopsida, Lamiales, Lamiaceae. Bases 1 to 630 code for a protein of 209 amino acids. The record is from RefSeq and is a predicted model, not a curated record.